GCAUAUGUAUAUUGAAUACGUUCGUAUAACGGAGCGCAGAAGAGGAGGAGGGGCAGGGAGGAGGAAAAAAGUAUCUGAGAAAUUUAGGCACCCAGCCAAGUGACCUCGAGUAUAGUAUAAAAAUAUAUGGCCGUCUGAAAAAUGGAUAAUUAAAGUAGCUCCGAGCUGGUUUCUUCGCUUCUCGGCAUAUUCGUGGUGGAAAUAAAUACCCUUUACAUCGAUCUUGGAAUAUGGUAUGUAUUGGAGGCAGGAAGAUAAAUUGGAACGAUCAUUUCUCGAACAGCGGAUUUUUCCCAGCUCGGUUCAUCCUGAAUCGGGGUACUUUUUCACCGAUCGAAAUAGUCUGUAAGACUGCAGCUUCCGCUUCUUAUAAACAGGCUUAAAGCUCGGAAGAAGGAUUUCCAUCCGGCCGGAGGCUGUAUCUACGAGAGUCUUAUCUGUAUGCUUGGAAAGGCGAAGGUUGCCUCGUGCCAAACUUUCUGCAGGGUGGAAAAUUGCAUUCCAGAGACGUCUCCGAAUAACCAGCUGUUUCAACAACAGUAAUUACCACCUAGGCGUUACUUCGUGGCGGGUAUAUUUCGGCGGGAAAAUUUUUAGCAGAGAGAGAGAGAGGAACAGAAAGAGAGAGACCGAUUGGUAGUCAUCAUUGCAGGAGGAUAACUGGGGAAUUUCCGGUUGGCCAGUCGGCGCUAAGCCGACGUUCUUUUGCACAGCGCGAAAAUAGUCAGUGGUGAGAUUGUACUGUUGGAGGGUGGAAAAGUGGAGUGCGAUAGUGAGCGUGAAAGUGAGUCGUCGAUCCAUCACCCUGCAAGAGGUUUAAAUGUUUGAGUGGCAUCCAGAAUGGUGCAGGCGGUGGUUCAAAUCCUGCGCCAACUUUUACCCGUACUUCUACUCGCCGGCGCAGCUACAACUGGACUUACGGGAAUGGUUGGCAGUCAGUCUUCGAAGUCUCGUUCGAGUCCGUUUUACGGUUCGUCGAGUUCGCCGACAGAGCCGAGAUCCCGAGUUAAAGACUUCGGAGUAGUCGGUCGCUCGAUAGCGAAAAGACAGCUGCAUUCCGGGGGUGAAGAUAACCGCGGUGUUCCGAGUGGCGGGGCUUCCACCGCACCUUCAUCCCUCUCUUCCUCAGCUUCGGCAAUCCAAUCCAUCCCCAUUUCAGUUUCUGGCUCAAGCGACUUGCCGGAACGAGGAUGGAACGGAACAUCCCUGAUGUCGAGGGGCAGCCUCCUUCGGGACGCUUUGGUCACCUCGGCGAAGGAGGUCGGCUUCCUGCGGCCAAAUUCUAGCCGCGGAACCAGAGACGCGCCGGGAAACGACUGCGACAGUUUCGCCAUCGGUAAACCGGAGAAGCAAGAGUUUUACAGCCCAAAUUGGCCGGACAAUUAUCCCAACCAAACGGACUGCGUUAGGUUGCUUACAGCGGACAAGGGCAUGCUUCUGAAGCUCGACUUCCGGGAUCGGUUUGACAUGGAGCCGAGUGACGGCUGUCGCUUCGACUUCCUGGAGGUUCGUGACGGACAACACGGAUUUGCCAAAGAGAUUUUUCAUUGGUGUGGCAAGGAUUUUCCCCCCGUGGUCAUUUCGCAGUCACGGUACCUCUGGCUCCGAUUUCACAGUGACGAGAACAUCGAGUACGGGGGAUUCAAGGCCGUUUGGAGCAUGAUACCCCGGCCCAUGGAUAAGGUGAUACCGGAGCCGGAGUCCUGUAUGAUAAAUAAAACGGGAUUCGAGGCAAACAUCAACAGCGAGGAAGUAGAGGAUCAGAAAAAUAUAGCUGAGAAGAACGGAGUGGCUCUUGACUGUAUGUGGUCCGUGAAUGUCGAAGCGGGAUGGAAGAUCCAGCUUUCUUUUACGAAAUUCAAACUGCAGAGGCCGAACGAGUGUGACAGCAACUUCGUCGACAUCUUCGGGGAGCGGACUGACCUGCCCUCCCGGCUCAAGAAUUUCUGCGGAAGCACCGCAGACCUCGUCAGCACUGAAACCAACACCCUUUAUCUCCGGUAUUACGCUGAGCCAAGGGCUCUCAAUAGCACCUUCACAUUUCUCGUCACUGCCUUUAGAGAAAAGGGGGGCGAGAAUUCGAAAUGCCGUGAAGGAGAAUUCGACUGCGACGACGCAAGAUGCAUCAAUGACACUCUGAAGUGCAACGGAAACGACAACUGCCGUUUCCGAACAGACGAGGAGCCCGCGACGUGCGGGAACAACGGAGGCUCCGUCGCUAUGAACUCGGAACACAUAAUCAUCAUCCUGGUCGUAUUCUCCCUGAUAAUGUUCGGCAUGAGCUUCGCGUUCGUCUUCAACUGCGUCCGGAAGCUGAUCAGAGACCACAGGAUAAUCCAGGAGCACAUCCGUCAGUCGCGGGAGAACCGUCUGGACGAAAUCGGUCGUAAAACAACGCCAUGUCCUCUGUCGUCGACACGAGUCGACUCCUGCGAUCAUCGAGGAUCCAGCGAGUCUCCGAGCCUGGAAGUGGCGCCAAGCAAAGAGCUGCUUCCGCCGCCAACGACAGGUUCCUCCUGCGCCUUGAUGGGGCACGAUUACGCCCGAGAGCUGCUGGCAAGGGAGACAGACUACUCGGCUAUGGAGAUAAACGACAUCCACCGCAGCAACAACGCGAGCAACGCGACCCAGGAACGGCUUCAGGAGUCGAGCGAGGAGCCCGAGACUCGCGACAACGCUUGCCAGACGAGGGAAAGCCUCUUCGACGGCGCUCCGAUACCCCGGAGGACGACUUCCGGUUCCCACUGCUCCGGAUGUGGCUGCAGUCCCAGCGCCACCUGCACCCGCCACAGCGCCCUCAUCCCACCCCCGCCCCACGGCUGGUCCCUCCACGACCCCCGGUUCCCCGAACCUCCGGACUACCUCUGCAGCUACCAGCGAUUCCAGAGCCCGAAGCCGGGUAACCGCGAGCCUUUCCACUCCCCCGGGAAGUUCUCCCGGCAGAGCACCAUUGACUCGGGAACGACCGGGACGACCGCCGGGUCCCAGCACUCCUCGGGGAGCGCUCCCUCCAACCAAACCACCGCUGGUACGCCGACCUCCAGGCGCAACGACCCCAGGUAUCGGGCCGAGGCCGUCAUCGAGCUGCCCGAACUCGAGCGCCGGCCCUUCAGCAUCGAGAGCACCAAGAGCGCCCCCGACGUUAUCGCGACCCACUGACGGCGGAGCGCCGGGGGUGAGUGGGAACCUUACCGAAGGCGGCAUCCCCGACGCGUCAGCGUCGCCACCCAGAGCUCCCUCGACGACGACGACGAGGAGGACGAGGACGAGGACGAGGACGAGGACGGGGCUCGU
Molecule: messenger RNA, 3294 nt
Organism: Diprion similis
Lineage: Eukaryota; Metazoa; Arthropoda; Insecta; Hymenoptera; Diprionidae
Gene: Neto
Exons: 9
Coding region: 841-3159 (772 amino acids)
Molecular function (GO): protein binding
Source: RefSeq, a predicted model, not a curated record